CGCAGGCGGAGUUCAUCAUUGAUCCACCGGCUCGGAAGCUGGUACUGCCGACCCCGUGCACAGGCGCAGUUCAGAAUGCCGGAUCCGCGCGCAGGAGCACUGCUGACCACCUAAUAUCCAUCCGGGUAUUACCGAGAGGCGGGCAAGGGGUGGUUUAUCAACAGCAAGGCAGAAGGACGGGGUUUCAGUUUCUCUCAGAGUCAAAGUGAAGAUUGGAGUCAGUGUUCAUCUCUAAGUACUGUCUGUCUGCAUGUGGGCCAUACUAAAGUUGCCCAUAGUGUCUGGGGAUGUGCAGUUUAGGUGGAAAAGCCAUGAGAAACGCAGGGCUGCAGGGAAAGGGUAGGGGAAUGCUCAUCAGAGAGUCAGUGAGUACUUGUUGGGAAGAGUGGCCUGUUUCCAAACUAGGGAUUCUAUGAAAAUGGGGAACACCCCGAGAGAGAGGGGUUUGAGAUGAGCAGCUAAGCUUCACUUUUUGAGGACAAUUACAGUUGGACAAUGAGAGAGAGAGAUUUGAGAUGGUCAGCUCAACUCCACCUUCUCCAGGACAAUUACAGAUAGACAAUAAGAGACAGAGAGGGAGGGGUUUGAGAUGGUCAACUCAGCUCAGCUCUGCUCUGCUCCACCAUCUCCAGGACAAUUACAGAUGAGCACUGUCAUGGGGAGGCAAUGGCCUGGUGGUAUUAUCGCUAGAAAGUUAUUUCAGAAACUCUGCUAAUGUUCUGGGGACGUGGAUUCAAAUCCUGCCAUGGCAUAUGGUGGAAUUUGAAUCCAAUAAAUAAGCUGGAAUUAAGUGUUGAAUGAUGACCAUGAAACAUUAUUGAUUAUUUGAAAAGUCUGUCUGGUUCACUAAUGACAUUUUGGGAAGGAAACGUGUCAUCCUUACCUGGUCUGGACUACAUGUGAUUCCAGGUCCACAACAAUGUGUUGAUUCAAAUGGGCAAUGAAUGCUAGCCUACCAGGCAACGCUUACGUUUACAUCUUGUGAAAGAUUUUUUUUAAAAAUGUGUAAAGAUAUAAAGUGCACCCCUGUUUGAUGCAGAGCCUUGGGAUGAGAUCUAACUUUGAUUACACAAUCUGUCACCACCAUGGCUGACAGUUCAUACAGGGGAGAAGAUCCAGCAACUUCAACAAGAAUGCUCAUGGACACAGAUCCAAACCUGACAACCACUAAACUCUUGACAACGUGUGACGAUUAUUGGUUAUUCCAGUUGACAAAAUUCUACAGUAUCAGAUUAGCAGAGGCGAUUGAAGAAAUGUUGGAGGGGCUCAGUCUCACAUUAGCAGAUGAAGCCAAUUUCACUGGACAGGAAUAUGAUAAAGUCAUUGAGCUCGUGGAGAAAGGAAACCGGGCCGACAGUUCCAAACUUCUCCUAAAUCUGGUGAUGGAGAAAGGCUCUCAGGCUCAGAGAGUGAUGUGGCAAUCCCUUGUUAAGUUGCGCCAUGGGGUCCCAAAGUUGGAUGAAAUACUUAAAGAAAUGGAACAUCUUGAUGUUCAGCAGAAACACAAGAAGAUCCUCCGUGUCCAAACUGAAGCACUGAGAGUGAACACUGUCCUAGUAAAGGAGAAGAUUUUCCCACUGGCUGAUCGAUACACUGAGCUAACGGUUAUUUCCACUGCUCAGGAUCAGAAACUUGAAUAUGAACAUGAACUGCUGGCAAGAGGUCGAGACCAUGAGAAGUGGAGAGAGAAACACUUCCAGAAAGAGCUGCAAAAAAUCCAGAUUGAUCAGUUGUUCCGGAGUGGCUUUUGCAAGAGACAUGGUUCAUUGUGGAAAAUUAAGAGAUUCUUUCGACAUUCCAAAUCUGGGAGUUCAGUGGCAGUGGGCGGAGUCCCAGGGAUUGGAAAAACAACAAUGGUACAGAAGAUUGUUUUUGACUGGGCCAUUGGGAAAAUAUACCCUCAGUUUCAAUUUGUUUUCAGUUUUAAAUUCCGGUAUUUGAACACUAUUCAGUGUAGGAUAAACCUGCGGAAUCUGAUACUGGAUCAGUAUCCUUACUUUGGGAAUGUUCUAGGAAAGCUGUGGAAGAACCCAGAGGGACUGCUGUUUAUAUUUGAUGGUUUGGAUGAAUUCAAGGACAGUAUUGAUUUUUCUGACAAUCGGAGAAAUAGAGAUCCUCGGUCCAUGUGCACGGAUCCCGAAUGCUGGUGUGAAGUGUCUGACAUUGUGUGCAGUUUAAUCCAGCACAAGCUGCUCCCAGGGUGCUCAGUGCUAGUGACCAGCCGCCCCGCAACGUUACAUUUAUUGGAAAAGGCUGAGAUCAGUGUCAGUGCAGAAAUCCUGGGAUUUCUUGCUGAUGAACGGAAGGAAUAUUUCAACAAGUUUUUUGAAGAUCAGACGGUGGCAGCAGCUGUUUACAAACACGUGAAUGAGAACGACAUCCUGUACACAAUGAGCUACAACCCUUCGUUUUGCUGGAUCCUUUGUCUGUCACUGGGUCCCUUCUUCACAUACGGAGACUGGAAACAGCAGCAAGUUCCCAAGACAAUCACCCAACUAUAUUCCUACUACAUUUACAACAUUCUGAAACACCAUAGCCGAGAGAUUGAAAACCCCCAUGAUGUAUUACUGAAGCUUGGUGAGCUGGCCUUCACAGGAGUCUCUGAGAAGAAGAUUGUUUUCAGAAAUGGAGAUUUGAUCCAGUAUAAUCUGCAACCUUCCCAGUUCCUGUCCGGGUUCAUGAUGGAAGUUUUGGAGAGAGAUGACUCAGUCCAGAGUGUGGUUUACACAUUCCCACAUCUCACCAUCCAAGAGUUUAUGGCUGCCCUCGCACAGUUCCUGAUUCCAGAUCCCAUGGACAUCCAGAAACUCCUUAAUGAAGUUCAGAGAAAAAGAGAUGGACGCUUUGAGCUAUUUCUCCAUUUUAUCACUGGCCUCACCUCCCCACAGGCAGCUCAGCCCCUGGAGGAAUUUUUGGGUCCAUUUCCUCAUCAAACAACCUGCCGAGUGAUUGACUGGUUGACGGAAGUAACUAAGAGAGAGAUAUGGGAUGCGUGGUAUGAACCUGGCGAAGGGAGCAUUGUGAGCUGUCUGCACUAUCUGUUUGAGUCUCAGAGUAAAGCAGUGGCUCAGGCCACAGUGGGAUCUGUGCAAACAUUUGCAUUUAGUGAUCUGAAACUAACCCAGAUUGACUGUGCGAUCCUGUCUCAUGUGAUUGGAUUCUGUGAUACAUUAAAACAGCUCGAUCUAUUUGCUUGCUUCAUUCAGUGUGAAGGACUCCAGCGGCUGGUAUCUGUUCUGCAUAAAUGUCAGGAUUUGAGAUUGACUCUCAAUAAUCUCCAAGAUUCAGGAGUGAAACUACUGUGUGCAGCCUUGAGGAAUCCAGACUGUAAAAUACAGGAACUGAAACUGGGCAUUAAUGAUCUCACCGCUUCUUGUGCUGAAGAUCUCGCUGCUGCUCUCGUUGCAAACCAGUCCUUGACACUUCUGGACCUGGGUCAUAAUGGGCUGGGAGAUGUGGGAGUGAAACUAUUAUCUGUGGCUCUGAAGAAUCCAGACUGUAAAAUACAGUCACUGCGGUUGGACAAGAACGGUCUCACAGACUCUUGCACAGAGGAACUCUCAUCUGCUCUCAUUACAAAUGAAUCACUGAUCGAUCUGAGCCUGGGAAAUAAUAACCUGCAGGAUUCAGGAGUGAAGCUGCUGUCUGUCGCUCUGAGCAACCCGGACUGUGGAAUAAAGAAACUGAAUCUUGAAAUGAAUGGUAUCACAGAUUCUUGUAUAGAGGAUCUCUCCUCAGCUCUCAGUACGAACCAGUCACUAACACUCCUGACCCUGAAUUCAAACUCUUUAACCGACCGGUCUGUCCCCACUCUCCAGUGCCUAGUCCAGGCCUGCAGGAAUCUGGAGCUCAUCCAGCUAAAGAACAAUCUGUUUAGUCCAAUUGGAAGAGGACAACUGGAGACACUGCAGGGAUCCCGACUGUGUGUGACGGUCUGAAUGGUUCAAAUUAUAAACCUCACUAUUCAUUGCGUGAUCGUUUCCAGCCAAUUCCCCUUCUUUCCUCUACCUCCCUGGCAUUGAAGGGACUGUGACAGCAACAAAUGCAAAAGAGACUGAACAGGGGAGAGGUCUUUGCUGCUUGCACCAGCUGACCUCCAUCCGCGGCUCAGAGUUCUGUAGAACCUGGCAGGCCAGGCAUAGUCUCUACCUUUAGGUGACCUGGCCCCUCUGGGACAUUGCCACCAAAAAUUAUGGGAAUACAGGCCAGGUAGAGGAUUCCCCUUCAGGCUGGUUCCAAGGCGAGUUCCUUCUUAAAGGAUUCAAUUCUGAAUUCAGAUAAACUAGAGACAAGACUGAAUUAAACCACACCCCAAAGAUGGAGUUAUUUUAAUGCAGAAAGAAAGCAUGAAGGCAGAAUAUAAUUCAUUCAUUCAAACUUCACUUUAGCACAAUGUGUCUAUUGCAGGCACAGCUGGUCACACAGUCCUAGACACAAAGAGCCACAGAAACAUUCACAGUUACAGGCAUACAUACAGGCAGACACACAAAAUCCCAUAAAUGUAUUUAAGGAACAGCUGCCCCUUGUAAUGGGGAUGAAGUGAAGCAGAAUCAAAGCCCCUCUCCCUGUUUCUGUCCCUUGAGAUUAAAGUAAUAUGAUGCCGCACUGCUGGUGGAUCCAUGCAACUGCACAGGCAGAGAAUGUGGGAGUGAUUCAUCAGGAGUUCAAUAAAAACAGCAGCAUAGACACAAGGCCAGUGUGCACUUUUUAACACAACUCUUUAAGGAAAAAUACACUGGCAGAACACCAACCAGUUACUUAUUCUGCUGUCCCUGGUGUAAAAAUAUUGCACAGUUUCACGGUGUUUGUUAAACAUGAGAAAUCAAGGAAAGGCAAACAGGCAUAUGUUGUAAUCAGCAAUGACCAAACUAAAAUAAAGAUAGGAAAGAUGUGCCAGUGUUAGAUCGCUCCUGGGGUGACAGGAGGUAAGGUUUUCAAACAAUCCAUGGUAUUUAUAAAAAGAGAUCAUUUGUCCUACUUCCCAAUGAUAACAUGUCCAUUAAAGAAAGGCUUGAAAUAAUCACAACUCAGAAAUUACAAAUUAAUCAUCUGAAAAGAGUUAGAAAAUAAUAGCUGUAGAAUUGUUGAAGCAGAUAAUCAGAAAGAAGUAGUAUUUUGGGUGUUGCUACACUAAAUGGACUGUAGCGGUUAACGAAGACAGCGCACCACCAUGUCCUCAAGGGCAAUUCGGAUGGACCAUAAUAAUAGCUGACUGCAAUGGCCAUACUACUUUGGAUGAAUUAAAACAUUUAGAACAGAAGACAAGAAAUCUGGCUGCUGUUGUACAGAGCCUCGGUGAGACUCCACCUGGAGUGUUGUCUACAGUUUUGGUAUCCUUAUAGAGGGAAAGCUAAAUAUGCCAUAGAGGAAAUGUCAUGAAGGUUCACCAGACUGAUUCGUGUGAUGGUGGGUUUCUCUGUUGAGGAGAGAUUGAGGGGACUGGAAUGUCUGCAAAUGAGAUGACUUUAAGGUGUAAAAAAUUCCUACAAUGCUCAAUAGGACAGAUACAAGAAGAAUGAUAUUCUUGGCCUGGGCAUCUAGAAUGAGGGGAAGAUUGUAUCAGCAUAAGAAGUAAGCCAUUUCAGAUUGAGAAGAGGAGGAUUAUUGUCACUCGGUGGGAGAUGAAGUUUCAAAUUCACAGUUCUCUGGGGUACAGGAGGCUGAGUCAUAGAAUCAUAGAGUCCCGACAGUGCAAAAAGAGGCUAUGCAGCCCAUGAGAUAACAGCGUGUAGAGCUGGAUGAACACAGCAGGCCAAGCAGCAUCAGAGGAGCAGGAAGGCUGACGUUUUGGGCCCUCCGAAGAGUGUACUACCCAGACUCCCCAUUUAUCACCAUAACUUCACAUUUCCCAUGGCUAGCCCACAUAGCCUGUAAAUUCCCGGACAGAAUGGGGCAAUUUAGCAUGGCCAAUCCACGAAUGAAGAAAUUUUCUAGUUCCAGUCAAGACUGGGGUCUAAUGAUCCUGCUACCAAAUUGAGAACCAGUGUACUCGGAUACAAUGUGAUACCAUCACUAAAACUCAAAACAAAAGAAGCUGAGAACAAUCGUUUCAUUCUGCCCCUUUCUGCUUAGACUUUGACCUGCAAAUGUUGUCUUUUUUUGUGCCUAUAUUCUCCACCCACAAGUUUUCUCUAAAGAUGCUUGUCUAUCUACCCGUUCAGUAUAUGAAUGGACAUGUGCCCUGUGGGCAGAGUGUGACACAGUAUAGAAGGGGCCUUUCAGCCCAUUGAAUCUGCACUGACAAGCAAAGUCAUCUUUUUAUACUAAUCCUACAUUGUCUGUUUGGAUUUAAAUGGGAAACAGUUUAAAUUUGUGUUAAUAAUUAAUGUGCUUGUUUUCACCAUGUGUUAGAGGUUAAGUGUACUUUUACAAUUUUUUUUUUUCUUGGUCAUUAAUGAAACUGAGUCAUUGAGUAUGUUCAAGACAGAGAUAGAUUUUGACAUGUUUAAAGCAAUUUAAGUGAUAUGGGGAUAGUGGUCAAAUGGCACAGCAGGAUCAAGGAAGAAAGCAGGGUACACUGGCUGUUUACAUGUCCUUAUGUUAUUCCUGCUGCUGGACCUGUGAAUACUGUGUGCACAAGAUUAACUUCUCAUCAGAGAAAACAACAUUUAAUGGAAAUAAUGGGCACCUGAUGGAUUAGCCAAUUACCAGAACAAACUCUCACUCUCAUGAACGAUAUUUGGCAAUCAGAUGACUGAACAGUUUAAUCAAAUUCUUCAACGUUUUUUCCUCAAUUAAUCUUCACAAUCUGCAGUAAUCUCAGAUUUUCAUUUAAACUGUAAUUUAAUUAAUGUUCUAGCUAGUUGUGAAUAGUGCUGACAGACAAUUAAUUGUACAAUCUGUCUUAUUGUGUUAAGCAUCUGCUGAUUAAAUGUAAGCUAUUGAUAUUGGUGGCCUGCCAAGUGAUAUUGUUAUUUAAUAAUUAUAUCAUGCCAUACCAGCAAUGUUUCUGUCAUGUGAUUCAGUUUUUUUGAGUGAAGUAAAUAUUUCUCGUGGAA
This is a messenger RNA of Rhincodon typus (whale shark), 6998 nucleotides long. Its product is annotated as NACHT, LRR and PYD domains-containing protein 3-like. The transcript has 9 exons. Gene Ontology annotation, cellular component: cytoplasm. Bases 1086 to 3938 code for a protein of 950 amino acids. NCBI's taxonomy places the organism in Eukaryota, Metazoa, Chordata, Chondrichthyes, Orectolobiformes, Rhincodontidae. Gene Ontology annotation, molecular function: protein binding. The record is from RefSeq and is a predicted model, not a curated record.